UUCCGUCGUAGCACCUCCGCCAAAUCGAAGAGUGGGGGGAACUACUAGCACAACUUCCGGGGAGCAGGCAGAUGCAGGGACAGCGCCACCGUGGUCAACAUCCUCGCAACCGCAAGCACAGGAGCUGCACCAGGGGAAUGCUGAAGCUGCUGCAGCCCCGCGCAUAG
Molecule: messenger RNA, 167 nt
Organism: Amoebophrya sp. A120
Lineage: Eukaryota; Dinophyceae; Syndiniales; Amoebophryaceae
Source: the annotation of a GenBank genome assembly